AGCAGCAGUCAGUCGGUCGGUCGGUGUCCUGUCAUCCAGCGGCAGGGGCAGCGUGGGCGGACCGGGAAACCUCAUUCACACCGAAAUUCAGAGCGGCGGCGGGCGGAUAGCUGUAGAGGAGCCGGUGUGCUUCACACUGAACAGCGGUUUCAUUCGUGUCAUGUUUUACAUCUUUAUGGGACACGAGCACCGCCCUCGUUAACAUCUGGAGAGCUCGCGCUUCAUAGUGAAACUACACUUCCUCGUGCCCGCGUGAUGUGUGGCAGGGAUAACUUAUGAAGUGACCGGCGUUUAGCAUCUCACCGGUGGAGCCGUCGGUGCUGUGCUGUACUGUGCUGCAGGAACCGGACUCAGUUGGAAGCUGGCAGGCGUAGGGGGAGCUAGCGAGCAUGGAUGAGCCGGGCAGCAGGAACAGCAGCCUGCAGAGGAAAAAGCCGCCAUGGCUCAAACUGGACAUCCCCACAAUCCAGCUGACGCCGGACGACACGCCCACACUCACCCAGCAGCCAGUAAAGCGCCUGCGCAGUGUCAGCAUGCCAGGUGAAAACCCUCAGACCUGCAUUGCUGCCCUGGAAACUUCCAACAACUACCUCAGACCUCCUCCAGAGAGAUUGCCCUCCUUCACACAGUCCAUCAAGAGUGAGAAAAGGGUGCGCUUUGAGCGGGUCAACACAGUUCCCCCAAAGGGCCAGAGGGAGCCCAGGAGGGUGUCAACCGUCCGAAGGCGGUCCUGCAUCCCCAAAAUACUGACCCGACGGCGUUCAUCGAUACCCAAACAGAUCAUCAGGGGUACGGCCGACUGGUUUGGAGUGAGCAAAGACAGCGACAGCACCCAGCGAUGGAGGAGGAAGAGCCUGCAGCACUGCAGCCAUCUGUACGGGGGUCUAAAGCCACAGGUGAUGAGGGAGAUGGAGCUCCACAGCCAGGACAACCUCUCCCUGGCCAGCACUGAGACCCCUCCUCCCCUCUACCUCCCACCCCACCACCCCAGUCACCACCACUAUGGCAUGCAGAGGAUCGUAGACCCCCUGGCCCGGGGUCGUGCCUUCCGCAUGGUGGAAGAGGUAGACGGCUUUAGUGUCCCGCAAACUCCCAUCACGCCCGGCACUGCGUCCCUUUGCUCCUUUUCCAGCUCCCGCUCCGCCCUCAACCGGGUGCCACGACGACGCAAACGGGAGUCUGUCGCAGUCAUGAGCCUCAAGGCUGCGGCAGCACUGAUGAAGGGCCGCACAUUAGGGGACAGCACCGCCGGGCGAUCUCGCAGACGGAGUUUCAUGCCUCCUAGUUUCUUUGAAGACGACACCGUGGACUUCGCUGAUGAUCUCGAUACUUCCUUCUUCACCAGAGAAGGCCUGCAUGACGAGUUGUCCAGCUAUGCCGAUGAAGUCUUCGAGACACCAUCAGAGGCCGACCUCAAACAUUUGGAUGAGAGCGAGCUCACGGGAAGUGCGCUGGACAAGAAUGAACUGGAGAGGAGUCACCUCAUGCUGCCCUUAGAGCGAGGCUGGCGGAAGGCAAAAGAAGGCUCUCUGGUCCAACCGAAGGUGCGUCUGAAACAGGAAGUAGUAAGUGUCAACAGCCAUCAGCAGCGCGGACAAAGGAUUGUGGUUCCCGUUAAGAAACUGUUUGCAAAAGAGAAGAGGCCCUACGGGCUCGGCAUGGUGGGUCGUCUCACAAACCGGACGUACCGCAAACGCAUCGACAGCUUCGUCAAAAGACAGAUUGAGGACAUGGACGAUCACAGGCCUUUCUUUACCUACUGGAUCACAUGUGUCCAUCUGCUCAUCACCAUCCUGGCUGUCACCAUCUACGGCAUUGCUCCUGUGGGCUUCACCCAACAUGAAACUGUUGACUCUGUCUUGAGGAACAAGGGAGUUUAUGAAAAUGUUAAGUUUGUGCAACAACAAAACUUCUGGGUCGGUCCAAGUUCAGAGGCGCUGAUUCACCUGGGAGCCAAGUUUUCCCCGUGCAUGCGCCAAGACGAAGAGAUCCACAAACUGAUCCAGGAGAAGAGAGCGAGGGAGAGGGAGUCAGGCUGCUGCGUGAGGAACGAUCGCUCCGGCUGCCUGCAGACUCUACAGGAGGAGUGUUCGAGCACCCUGGCAGUGUGGGUGAAGUGGCCUCAGCACCCCAGCGCUCCCACUCUGAAUGGUACACUCCGCCAGCAUGGUGCAGUCUGCCAUCAGGACCCCAGAAUCUGUCUAGAGCCGGCCUCAGUUUCGCCUCACGAGUGGCCUGAUGACAUCACCAAGUGGCCAGUUUGUACACGGUACAACUCUGGGAAUCACACCAACCUCCCCCACAUAGACUGCACCAUCACAGGCCGGCCCUGCUGCAUUGGAACCAAAGGACGAUGUGAGAUCACUUCCAGAGAAUACUGUGAUUUCAUGCAUGGCUACUUCCACGAGGAGGCUACUCUCUGCUCACAGGUGGCUUGUAUGGAUGACGUGUGUGGUUUGCUGCCUUUCCUCAACCCGGAGAUCCCAGACCAGUUCUCUCGACUCUGGCUGUCUCUCUUUCUUCAUGCUGGGAUCCUGCACUGCCUGGUGUCAGUGUUCUUCCAGAUGACGGUGCUGAGGGACUUAGAGAAGCUGGCUGGCUGGCUGAGAAUCUCCAUCAUCUACAUGCUCAGCGGCAUCACUGGCAACUUGGCCUCAGCCAUCUUCCUGCCUUACAGAGCAGAGGUGGGCCCUGCAGGCAGCCAGUUUGGCAUCCUGGCCUGUCUGUUCGUGGAGCUGUUUCAGAGCUGGCAGAUCCUCGAGCGACCCUGGCGGGCUUUCGCCAAGCUGCUGGCCAUCUCGGUUUUCUUCUUCUCCUUUGGUUUACUUCCGUGGAUUGACAACUUUGCCCACGUCUGCGGUUUUGUGUCAGGAUUCUUCCUGUCCUUUGCCUUCCUGCCAUACAUCAGCUUUGGCCAAUCCGACAUGUACCGGAAGCGUAUCCAGAUCUGCGUCUUCCUGCUGGUCUUCCUAGGUCUGCUCUCCGCCCUGGCCGUCCUCUUCUACGUCUACCCGGUGAAGUGCGACUGGUGCGAGUACCUCACCUGCAUCCCGAUCACGGACAAAUUCUGUGAGAAGUACGACCUGAACGCACACCUCCUCUGAACAUCAGCCCCUGAAAUAAAUGUCACCUCGACUGUUUCUGGAUGUGCACUGAGGCUGAACUGGUCAUUAAUGUUGGCUAUGGAGCAGCUUGUGACAUUUUCCUGGAAUAAUGACCAGAAUUUCAGGAUUUCAUGUGGAUGUAUUUGUUUCACUGUUUGGAAAAGUUCAACAGACCCAUUAAGAGUAAAGGCUGAGCAUGUGAGCCUUCAGGCAUUUAAAAAUUUUCACACGCAUGGGAACCCAACUAUCAAUGUAAAGCUGACUGAAAAGGACUAACCAUUAUUUUGUGUGUGACUGAUCUCUAGCUGGGCUAAUCAAUGAGCAGUCACACUGGAGGCGAGUUACAUAGACAAUUGUUCCUGCCAAAUGAUUUACCUCUCCUGUGUGGUAACUUAACAGUGCCGCUCAGUGGCCAAAAGGAACAGUACAACCUGAAGAAGCUGCAGUGGCUGAGCGGAGGAUGUUUGUUUUGUACUUUUUUACUGGAUGUCUUUAGAGUUCAAACUCGCCAAUAAAUGAGACUGUAAAAUGUGCCUUAUUGACACAAAACCACGGGAUGUCUUUUUGUGCCAUGUAUGAGUUUGUGUCAGUAGUUUCUGACGUUUUGGAUCUUGUUCCUCAAUCGCUGUAGAAACUGCAUCACACAAUCUGACACACUCAUAUAAUAUAUAUGGUCUUACUUCAGUAUUUAGUGGCUGAAAUGCCACUUUGUUUUUUGUUUUUUUACCACACUGGAAACAUUAGUUUCCAACACAGCCUUUAAAGCACUUCAGUCAUCAAUGGAUUGUUUUUUUUAUAUUCGCCCAGUGUUACAUCUGUAAAGAACGCACUUGUAUGUUAAUCUGCUCCAUUGUGAAUAGCUGUUAUUGAGGUGAAGUUGUGUUUUUAUUCAUUGUGGUGGCGUUUUAGCUACCUGACAAUAAACAAAACAAGACGGUUCA
Epinephelus lanceolatus (giant grouper) is the source of this 4045-nucleotide messenger RNA. RefSeq names its product rhomboid 5 homolog 1b (Drosophila) (gene rhbdf1b). The record is from RefSeq and is a predicted model, not a curated record. Gene Ontology annotation, molecular function: serine-type endopeptidase activity. Lineage: Eukaryota; Metazoa; Chordata; Actinopteri; Perciformes; Serranidae. Gene Ontology annotation, biological process: regulation of protein secretion; regulation of epidermal growth factor receptor signaling pathway. Gene Ontology annotation, cellular component: endoplasmic reticulum membrane.